AUGCCCAAAACUACUGGGAUGCUCACAAAACUUCUUUUCGUUGGAUUAUUGACCGGUGCCGCUGCAUUCUACCUUCCCGGACUGGCUCCAGUCAAUUUCUGCGAAGUGGAAAAAGCAAAUUGUCCGAGCAAUGUCUCCCUGUACGUCAAUCACCUCGACAGCGAUCGAUCGGUCAUCCCAUACGAAUAUCACAGUUUCGACUUCUGCACAGUGAACGAAGAUGAGUCACCAGUUGAAAACCUCGGACAAGUUCUCUUCGGUGAACGCAUUCGACCAAGUCCAUACAAGGUCAAAUUCUUGCAAGAGGAAAAGUGUCGUCUGGUUUGUGACACCAAGAAGUAUGCACGAGGAAGCGCCGAUGAUCUUGCCAAGCUCCGUCUCCUUCAAAGAGCCAUGACUCUCAACUACCAGCACCAUUGGAUUGUGGACAACAUGCCGGUGACAUUCUGCUUUAAGAAUCUUCAGAACAUGGAUGUGUGCACCACCGGAUUCCCAGUUGGAUGUUUUGUAGAUGAUCAAGGAUACCAACACGACGCUUGUGUUCUUAAUCAAAAAUACAACACCCCGAACAACUUCUACAUUUUCAAUCAUGUCGACAUCGAGAUCUACUACAGAGAUAUGAGCAACGAUGCCAACUUUUUGGAGCACAGAGUCGGAGGCCGCAUUAUCCGAAUUGACGUCAAGCCACGCUCUAUUAAGCACAGCUCCUCGUCGAGCCUCGACUGCAGCGAGUCCGCGGAGCCAAUCGCCAUUGAUGCCAAGUCCGAAAGUGCUGAAAUUACCUAUUCGUAUAGUAUCAAGUGGACUAAGACUGAUAUCAAAUGGUCUUCAAGAUGGGAUUACAUUCUUCAAUCCAUGCCACACACCAACAUCCAAUGGUUCUCUAUCAUGAAUUCUUUGGUCAUUGUGCUUUUCUUGACUGGAAUGGUUGGAAUGAUCAUUAUGAGAACCCUUCAUCGUGAUAUCGACCGUUACAAUAGACUGGAUACGGAAGAAGAUGCCCAAGAGGAGUUUGGUUGGAAGUUGGUCCAUGGUGAUGUUUUCCGCACACCACGUUACCCAAUGCUCUUGUCGGUGUUUAUUGGAGCUGGUUGUCAGACAUUGCUCAUGGUUUCAGUGACGUUGGUCUUCGCCUGCCUUGGAUUCCUCUCGCCAGCCAACCGUGGAUCCCUUAUCACUUUUGCUCUCUUCUUCUACGUUCUUUUUGGAAUAGUCGCCGGAUACAUCUCAGCUCGUCUUUACAAAACGUUCGAAGGAAUUCACUGGAAGACCAACUUGGUGAUGACAGCUUUCCUGGUUCCUGGAAUCCUGUUCACCGUGUUCUUCUUCUCUAACACACUCCUCUGGACCAAGGGAUCGUCGGCUGCAGUACCAUUUGGAACUCUUCUUGUCCUUCUCGUCCUUUGGAUCUUUAUCUCUGUCCCAAUGACAUUCAUCGGAGCAUACUUUGGAUUCAAGAAGCGCGGAAUUGAGGCUCCAGUUAGAACUAACAAGAUUCCAAGACAGGUUCCAGAGCAGACUUUCUACACGAAACCGCUUCCAGGAAUGUUAAUGGGUGGAAUUCUUCCAUUCGGAUGUAUCUUCAUCCAGCUCUUCUUCAUCUUGAAUAGUAUUUGGGCUCACCAGACCUACUACAUGUUUGGAUUCUUGUUCCUUGUGUAUUUGAUCCUCAUCAUCACAUGCUCGGAAGCAACUAUCCUCUUGGCUUACUUCCAUUUGUGUGCGGAAGACUAUCACUGGUGGUGGAGGUCGUUUAUGACGAGUGGUUUCACUGCGAUCUACUUGUUCAUUUAUUGCAUUCACUUCUUUAAUACGAAGUUGACUAUUAGUGGAACGAUCUCAACAAUCCUCUACUUCUCCUACACUUCAAUUUUCGUCUUCAUGUUCUUCUUGAUGACUGGAACUAUCGGCUUCCUCGCCACCUACUACUUUGUGCGAAAAAUCUAUGGAUCCGUCAAGGUUGACUAA
Messenger RNA from Caenorhabditis briggsae, 1968 nucleotides. RefSeq names its product Protein CBR-TAG-123 (gene Cbr-tag-123). The transcript has 8 exons. Lineage: Eukaryota; Metazoa; Nematoda; Chromadorea; Rhabditida; Rhabditidae. The record is from RefSeq and is a predicted model, not a curated record. Gene Ontology annotation, biological process: protein localization to membrane. Gene Ontology annotation, cellular component: membrane. Bases 1 to 1968 code for a protein of 655 amino acids.